Molecule: messenger RNA, 1217 nt
Organism: Chinchilla lanigera (long-tailed chinchilla)
Lineage: Eukaryota; Metazoa; Chordata; Mammalia; Rodentia; Chinchillidae
Gene: Nup62cl
Product: nucleoporin 62kDa C-terminal like
Exons: 9
Coding region: 233-961 (242 amino acids)
Biological process (GO): protein import into nucleus; RNA export from nucleus
Cellular component (GO): nuclear pore; nuclear pore central transport channel
Molecular function (GO): phospholipid binding; structural constituent of nuclear pore
Source: RefSeq, a predicted model, not a curated record
AGGGGCAACGGUUGCCCUUUCUAGUUAAAUAGGUCGACCCCAUUUAAGCCUCAGUCCGGGCUCGCUUUUCUCCGGCUGAGAGGACACUUCUGUCAGGCUCCAGCAGGUCUGAUCCGCCUCGUUGUUGACUAGGCAGUCUCAGAAGCCUGGCCAUUUACUUUGCAAACCGGACAGUGUUUUAGGUUUGCCUCCAGUAUCUGCUGCUGUCACUACUACUGCUAGUUCAAGCACCAUGCUGUUUACUUCAAUCUCAAAUGUUUCUACCUCCACAGCUGCUACGGAGCUCUUAUUUGGUGCUCCAACUUCAACUAGAACACUUGGUGGUAUAACCCUGGAAUUUGGACCAAAAUUCUGUGGAGUGGGUCAUGCAGUUUCGACAUCUACUACAACUUCCACAACUACCACCACCACCGUUACCACCAACACCACUACCACAAUUACCAGUGGCUCUAAUCUGAGUCUGAGACCAUUGACAUCAACUGGGAUUAGUAACACUGCUAUACCUCUUACUUCAACUGUCAAUUCAUUGGUAACCCCUGUGAUGACUUAUAGUUUUCUGGAUGGUCUGAAAAACAAGUGGAACCUUGAGGUAGAAGUUCAAGAAAAGUUCUUUCCAUACCAGGCCACCCAGGUCAGUGCUUGGGACCAUACACUGAUUGAGAAUGGUGAGAAGUUUACUGCUUUACAUGGAGAAGUGGAAAAAGUGAAACUAGAUCAAAGAAGUUUGGAACAAGAAUUAAAUUUUAUCCUGUCUCAGAAGAAAGUCCUAGAAGAUCUGUUGACUCCUGCGGAGGAGUCUGUGGACGACAAGAGUGAGCCUGUUUAUCUGUGGCAUGCAGAUGAGAAGCAGGAAAGGAUUAUUAACACUUCUAUCAUCACCGUAACUACCAUCACCAUCAUCAUCCCUUACCAGAUUUAUUGGCAUGAUACAAAAGAAGAUAGAAGAGGUACAGGUUUUUGAAGAUUGUCAUCUCAAGGAGCAGCAACACCAUAUGAAGAUUUCCUUUAAUUAAAUGACUAUAUCUCUAGCAUGUUAUUCUGGGAUUGUUUUAACCUAUAUAUUCAAUGAUGUUAAAUAGAGUAGUAUUUACAGUUACUACUUAAUCUUUUGUUGAAAUAAAGUAUGCAUGCAUUUUUCCAUUUAAAUACUAUGCUGUUGCUGAUUAUACUGUAGUGUUGCUUUCAAAAUUAAAUAAAAGCUACUACUAGUCAUGCAA